Molecule: messenger RNA, 950 nt
Organism: Phragmites australis (common reed)
Lineage: Eukaryota; Viridiplantae; Streptophyta; Magnoliopsida; Poales; Poaceae
Exons: 3
Coding region: 403-705 (100 amino acids)
Source: RefSeq, a predicted model, not a curated record
GGAGCCGGUUCCAUCGCGGAGGUCCCCCAUGCCCCAUGCCGCGCCAUCUUUCCUCCACUUCGCCAAGCACCCACCGCUGAUGAUCUCCGCAUGGCGCGCCUCAUCACCCAAGCCGCCGAGCUACCCCAACAAACCCCCCAAGCCGAGAUCUCCAUCCAGCUCAUGCAUUGCUGUGCAGAUCUGGGAGGCAGGGGUGGACUGCCGAGGGCGGGCAGCUGUAUAUCUGGGAGGCAAAGGGGCGAGGGAUUGACUGUCGAGGGCGGGCCGCUGCAAAUCGACUGCAAUGGCAAGGGCGCGCUCUUCAUCAUCGCCGAGUGCUGUGGUAUGGCGGUAGUCGAUGGCGUCGAAGCAGACUGAGACUCUGAGAGGGAGUGCUUGCAUCAUGCAGCCGAGACAUUUGCCAUGGAUGAUGUUCUCGGGAGCGCACACGUCGAGGUUCAGUUCGGAGACCUGGAGCAGCAGAUUCAGGUGGCGGUGGAGUCCUGCCCUGUGGACUGCAUCCACUGGGUUGAGAGCCAGGAGCUUCCGAUGCUGGAGUUCCUGUCACGUCCACAGCCGAAGGAAGGCCAUGGCAUCUUCGGUGGCGGAUGGGAGAGGCCGAGGAACGUGUUUGCAGCAGCCAAGAACUUGGCCAAGAGAUUCGAAAGGGAGGAACAGGAGCUGGAAUGGGAGCAAUCCUCCGGAAGUCUCAAUGGUCGAUGCUAAUGCGUCGCCGUGCAGAUCUGGGAGCUCAUGCAUCGCCAAAAUUCAGAUCCAAGGAUCAUUGAUGUAAAGGCAUUAUUCAGAUUUCAGACCAAAAUUCAGAUCCUUGCUCAUUUUGAUGUAUACUGUGAUAACAAUGUUUACAAGAAAUAUUCUUGGUUCUUGUCAAUUCUUUAUUGGAAUGAAUGAUAGAUAUAUAUUAUUGAUGUUUUGGUAAGAGAUCAUAUGUGCAAUGGAUCUUGAUAUUC